Pecten maximus is the source of this 1215-nucleotide messenger RNA. Its product is annotated as transmembrane protein 26-like. The record is from RefSeq and is a predicted model, not a curated record. The coding region runs from base 85 to 1107 and encodes 340 amino acids. The transcript is spliced from 4 exons. Lineage: Eukaryota; Metazoa; Mollusca; Bivalvia; Pectinida; Pectinidae.
CCACGUGAUCCCUGACCUAGUAACAUGUUUCAUUUUCAUCCACAGGUGUCGACAAGGAUGACGAUUUAGACCAAACAGACUGACAUGGUGUCAUUCAGUACAGUGACCAUCGUUCGCGCCAUUUCUGUCCGUCUGCUCUUCACGUGCCACGGCCUCGUGUCAAUAUGGCGGCUGUACUACGUUACUCACGACACCAGGUUUUGGUACCUGGGGCUGGCCAUGGCUUUCCUUCUAAUGGAGACGUCUGUCACACUGGUCAAAAACCGUGGGAAGGAAUGGAAAUGGUUCUGUCCAAGUGUAUUUAUCUAUCUCGUUAGUACGGUGCCGUCCAUUUGGUUUCUCGAACUUCACGAGAUGGAAAAACGGAUAUCAACCACCAAUAACAGCCGAGGACAUCCGCAGAACGAUUCACUUGAGGACCUCAGCGCUGAACUCGGAAAUGUACUUGGUGUUCGAUUCGAGAUCCGGAUCCCGAUCUUAUUGUCGCCGGAUCAAUGGAUCCGAACUCUGGAACAAAUCCUCUUGCUCAUCCUGAUCCUAGGACGCUGGAUACUUCCGAAGGGAAAAUUGACACACGACCAACUGUCUCAGCUGUUGUUAGUUUAUAUCGGCACGGCUGCAGAUAUCGUUGAAUUCUUUGAAGCGUUUAAAGAAGAGGAGGUUCGUUACAACAAGAUGCUUUGCAUUAUCAUUCUUGGCCUGUGGUCUCUAAGUCUCAUCCAGUUCACGUUGGUAUUGACUGCAGCUAAGGCCCGGCGAGAUCAAUCUGGUCUCGUAACCGGAAACGAGAGCGGUCGACGCCAGCGCAACAACGGAUGUUGCGCAGCAGACGUUUAUGGGAUCCUCAUAUCCAUUUUGCUUCAGGAUCUUCCCUUUCUAGUUCUUCGACUUUUAUUGAUCUUCAAGUAUAAAGUUCUCAGUUACACUAAUAUGUUUUUCACCUCUAAAAACUCACUAGGUCAUAGUUCUUCUGUUAUAUCGGCUGAUAGUCGUUUAUAUCGAACGCAAAAGCCACAAACCGAAUGCGGUAGACAACCGAGAAUACCCACAGGACGAUUUCGGGACUUCUCGGGAGGUAUUACCGAGGAGCCACAGCGUCAGCCAUGAUAUACGUCAGAAUUGCGGGGGCCAGUUUCCAGAAGACAAACAAUAUCUGAUGAAAACAUUACCACGUAGUAACAACCAAAAUGAAAAUAAACCCAAAAUUUACAAACU